AGGUGCUAAAUAGCAGCAGCCACCAGAGGCUGGGUGCAGUGUGAUAUCUACCUCACUGGCCUAACAGGCUCUGAGAUGACAAUAGGGGGCAUGGAGAAUGUGGAGAUCUUCACUUCUGAGGGCAAAGGCAGGGGUCUGAAGGCCACAAAGGAGUUUUGGGCGGCUGAUGUCAUCUUUGCCGAGCGGGCAUAUUCUGCAGUGGUUUUUGACAGCCUCAUUAAUUUUGUGUGCCACACCUGCUUCAAGAGGCAGGAGAAGCUCCAUCGCUGCGGACAGUGCAAGUUCGCCCAUUACUGUGACCGCACCUGCCAGAAGGAUGCCUGGCUGAACCAUAAGAACGAGUGUUCCGCCAUCAAGAGAUUUGGAAAGGUGCCCAAUGAGAACAUCAGACUGGCUGCCCGCAUCAUGUGGCGGGUGGAGAGAGAGGGCACGGGGCUCACGGAGGGCUGCCUGGUGUCGGUGGAUGACUUGCAGAACCACGUGGAGAACUUUGGGGAGGAGGAGAAGAAGGAGCUGCGGAUGGAUGUGGACACGUUCCUGCAGUACUGGCCGCCCCAGGGCCAGCAGUUCAGCAUGCAAUACAUCUCUCACAUCUUUGGAGUGAUUAACUGCAAUGGCUUCACCCUCAGUGACCAGAGAGGCCUGCAGGCGGUGGGUGUGGGCAUCUUCCCCAACCUUGGCCUGGUGAACCAUGACUGCUGGCCCAAUUGCACGGUCAUAUUCAAUAAUGGCAAAAUUGAACUCCGGGCCCUGGGCAAGAUCUCUGAAGGAGAGGAGCUGACGGUGUCCUACGUCGACUUCCUCAAUGUCAGUGAGGAGCGAAAGAAGCAGCUGAAGAAGCAAUACUACUUUGACUGCACAUGUGAGCACUGCCAGAAAGGGCUGAAGGAUGACCUCUUCCUGGGGGUGAAGGAAGACCCCAAGCCCUCUCCGGAAGUGGUGAAGGAGAUGGUACAAUUCUCAAAGGACACACUGGAAAAAAUAGACAAGGCUCGUUCCGAGGGUUUGUAUCACGAGGUUGUGAAGCUGUGCCGGGAAUGCCUGGAGAGGCAGGAGCCAGUGUUCGCGGACACCAACCUCUACACACUGAGGAUGCUGAGCAUCGUGUCAGAGGUGCUCUCCUACCUGCAGGCCUUUGAGGAGGCUGCACACUAUGCCAAGAGGAUGGUGGAUGGCUACAUGAAACUCUACCACCACAACAAUGCCCAGCUAGGUAUGGCCAUCAUGCGGGCAGGGCUGACCAAUUGGCAUGCUGGUAACAUCGAAGUAGGACACGGGAUGAUCUGCAAAGCCUAUGCCAUUCUCCUGGUGACACAUGGUCCCUCCCACCCCAUCACCAAGGACCUAGAGGGAAUGCGGAUGCAGACAGAGAUGGAGCUGCGCAUGUUCCGCCAGAACGAAUUCAUGUACCACAAGAUGCGCGAGGCUGCCCUGAACAACCAGCCCAUGCAGGUCAUGGCAGAGCCCAGCAAGGAGCCGGCACCAGCUCUGUUUCAUAAGAAGCAAUGAGAACCUGCUGGGAGAGGGGCUAUCAGGCUGUGGGAGCUGGAGACU
Dipodomys spectabilis (banner-tailed kangaroo rat) is the source of this 1554-nucleotide messenger RNA. RefSeq names its product SET and MYND domain containing 1 (gene Smyd1). Gene Ontology annotation, molecular function: protein binding; histone H3K4 methyltransferase activity. Gene Ontology annotation, cellular component: nucleus. The coding region runs from base 76 to 1509 and encodes 477 amino acids. The transcript has 9 exons. The record is from RefSeq and is a predicted model, not a curated record. NCBI's taxonomy places the organism in Eukaryota, Metazoa, Chordata, Mammalia, Rodentia, Heteromyidae.